Molecule: messenger RNA, 1167 nt
Organism: Bombina bombina (fire-bellied toad)
Lineage: Eukaryota; Metazoa; Chordata; Amphibia; Anura; Bombinatoridae
Gene: DNAJC27
Product: DnaJ heat shock protein family (Hsp40) member C27
Exons: 8
Coding region: 72-893 (273 amino acids)
Molecular function (GO): GTPase activity; GTP binding
Source: RefSeq, a predicted model, not a curated record
CAGGUGGCAUGUGGGAGCCCGGGUAGCGGUCUGCGGAUGAGACAGUAAAGAAUUCCAAACACAGCAGAGCCAUGGAGACCAACUUGCAGAAGAGGAAGGAGAGCAGGAAAGCUCUGCGCAUAAAGGUGAUCAGCAUGGGUAAUGCUGAAGUGGGCAAGAGUUGCAUAAUAAAGCGUUACUGUGAGAAGAGAUUUGUCCCCAAAUACCAAGCAACUAUAGGAAUUGAUUAUGGAGUGACAAAAGUACAAAUCAGAGACAGAGAGAUCAAAGUUAAUAUAUUUGACAUGGCUGGGCAUCCCUUCUUUUAUGAGGUCCGCAACGAGUUUUACAAGGAUACACAGGGUGCACUACUGGUAUAUGACGUUGGCUUAAAGGAGUCAUUUGACGCUCUUGAUUCUUGGCUGGCAGAGAUGAAACAGGAGCUUGGAUCUCAUGGAAAUAUUGAGAAUAUUGUAUUUGCUGUUUGUGCAAACAAGAUUGACUGUUCAAUGCAUCGCCUAGUGGAUGAAAGUGAAGGGCGACUUUGGGCAGAAAGCAGAGGAUUUCUUUAUUUUGAAACGUCGGCACAGAGUGGGGAAGGAAUUAAUGAAAUGUUCCAGACGUUUUAUUCUGCCAUUGUGGAUUUAUGUGAAAAUGGUGGGAAGAGGCCUGUGUCUGCCAUAAACAUUGGAUUCACCAAAGAGCAAGCUGACACUAUACGCAGGAUACGCAAUAGCAAGGACAGCUGGGAUAUGCUAGGGGUCAAACCCGGUGCCACCAGGGAUGAGGUGAAUAAAGCCUACCGCAAAUUAGCUGUACUGCUUCAUCCGGACAAGUGUUUGGCACCAGGAAGUGAAGAUGCUUUUAAAGCGGUUGUGAAUGCUCGGACAGCUCUGUUAAAAAACAUUAAAUAAUACACAGGGUGGUAAUAAGCCAGGAGAUUGGACCUCAGAAAUCCAGAUCAUGUGAUUUAUUUAUUUUUGCAAACAUCAGUGAGGUUACACUAAAUACCUGUCACUAAAAUAGCUCAACUUAACAGGCAUAUCCAGUAUGUUAGCAAAGAGCAUUUGUUAUUGUUUCUCAGUUUACUGGAUGCAGAUAUUGUAACCUUGCUACUUCUUUUGGUGCAUGCACAAGAAUUGUUUUCAGGCUUCCUUCUUACCGUGUUAUGGUCAUUGUACCUAUGCA